GGAAGGCCAAGCAUAUCAGCGUUAUCAUUUCUAGAAAGAGGAAUUAAUAUCUACAGUGAUUGUUAUAAAUCACUGAACUGUUCCAUUGCUUUCCAAUUAAGAACUUCGCCAUGCUGGUAUUUCUCUUCCUGGGGAUUGCAUCCUCGUUGGCCAAUCCGAUUGUUGAUGGUGAUGGAAACAUAUUGAAUUUGACGUCUUGCGGUUACCAAAAGGUCAGUGAUGGCACGAGUGAUACGGUUUCUGUGUAUGAAUUUCCCUGGCUUGUGCAUGUGAAGCUAUCAAAACUGGCUUACGACUACGAGUUUGCCGAUAGAUGUGUGGGUGUUUUAAUUAAUGACAGAUAUGUGUUGACCAACGCUUAUUGUGGAGCCGAGGCUAUUACUGUUGUAAUUGGUCAAUACAAGACCAAUGAGGGCGUGGGUUGCGAUUCCCAAGCAUGCACGUUUCCCAAAUUAGUGGUGCACGUUGAGGAAUAUAUCCGUGAUGGUAUCUCCCAGAAUGGGCCCUACGACUUUGGCUUAUUAAGACUUGAAGAUAAGGUUACGUUUACUGAUUUCAUUCAACCCAUCUGCUUGAUGGGUAGCACCAGACAGAAUCCUGAUUCCGUAACCUUUUCCGGAUGGGGGGCUUCAAACUCACAAGGAGUUGUAAAAAAACGUCUAGUUUUCAACGUAGUUUCCGAUGACGUAUGCUUCGAUGCGGAAUCUCAUUUGAAAGGAAACGUUGAAUUUGCUAAGUCCGAUUUUGUGUGUGCGAUGCCCUCAGAAGGCAACAAAGUAAGCGCAUGCGUUGGAGAACGAGGCAGUCCUUUAAUGUACAAAUCGGAGAAAGGGCAAUGGUACGUGGAUGGUGUAGUCAUACAUGUACUCUUUUCAGCGGAUAGUCUAGAUACAUGUACCUAUAAUAGGCCAGUAGAUGGUAUUAGAAUUACUCCAAACGUGAUUGAGUGGAUUGUAGCUACCAUCCGCCCUUAACUAUACUAUUUGACUAAAAGAAAUUUAAGCAAAUGACUGUUUGCAUUGCCCCCAGUAAAAAAAACACCCAACCACUUGUUGGCUGAAACAUGAAAUAUCUAACUGGCCAAAUAAUUUUUUCCACUGUCCUUAAAAAUUUUAAAUAACAUCUCAUAAAUUUAGUCCCACUGAUGUAUUACACUUGACAUGUUUGAACACUUUGUUAAUUUUGCAUAAAAAAAUUUAUUACUUAUGAGAUGUAAAUAUGUAAUAGGUACCUAGGUAAUAAAAGUGCAAAUCGUGACAAAAAGUUAUAAUCAAUAGGUACCUAUCAAAUUGUUCCUAAUAAGCCACUCUAAAUCGCCAUAUCUAAUACAUCUGUAUUAGGCCAAGCUUCCAUUAACUAAUCGCCUUUUACGAUAUGCAGUAGGUUAUGCUUUCCCACCCCUACAUGGGUCAUCACUCAUCAGAGUAAUGUCUUAUUUCGAGCGAUUAGAACAAUUCAUCAUCAAAGAAACAUGAUUAAAGUUCUUCAAGUACUUCAAAAUAAAGUGAUCGGUUUUAUUUUAUUUUAUUUUAUUUCUACAAAAUAAAAUAAAUCUUGCAGCAGUAGAAGUGCACAAUUCAUCCAAGAUGAACAAACUCAGCUUGAUAAAAUGCGGUGCCUCAUUGACGUUGAGUUGCAUCAAGGAACAACUACCAAAUGGAUUCUACCAACUCGGUUAAUCAUAAAAAAAGCAUCAUUAACUUGAAUUUGAAAUGGAACACA
Photinus pyralis (common eastern firefly) is the source of this 1722-nucleotide messenger RNA. RefSeq names its product serine protease 7-like. Gene Ontology annotation, biological process: proteolysis. The transcript is spliced from 4 exons. The record is from RefSeq and is a predicted model, not a curated record. NCBI's taxonomy places the organism in Eukaryota, Metazoa, Arthropoda, Insecta, Coleoptera, Lampyridae. Bases 111 to 974 code for a protein of 287 amino acids. Gene Ontology annotation, molecular function: serine-type endopeptidase activity.